Corythoichthys intestinalis (scribbled pipefish) is the source of this 6339-nucleotide messenger RNA. RefSeq names its product transmembrane and coiled-coil domain protein 3-like. The record is from RefSeq and is a predicted model, not a curated record. Gene Ontology annotation, cellular component: endomembrane system. NCBI's taxonomy places the organism in Eukaryota, Metazoa, Chordata, Actinopteri, Syngnathiformes, Syngnathidae. The transcript is spliced from 4 exons. The coding region runs from base 144 to 1592 and encodes 482 amino acids.
UUGCAAAGAGUUCUACGUACAAGAGAGCAGAACGACAAUGUGCGUUGAAGAGAGAGUGGACUCUCAGAGAAAAAGAAGAACCACUCAAACAUGGUCGCUAACAGUGGUCAUAUCGUAUAAAUUUGACGCUUAACGGGAUUAAUAUGCCCAGCGCCAGCGUGUCCGUGCGGAGUUUAUCCGAAGUGGAGAAACACCUCAGUAGCCGGAUGGACCGGAGUGCCGAGGGCAGCUUUCUUAGCCUAUCAACGGCCAUGCGUCGAGGUUCUUCGGAGAACAAUCUAGAUUUGGACCUGAAUGAAGCUGCUCCUUCUCCCUCUCUAGCCUUUGAAGUCCAACGCAGCCGCUCCUGCUUGGACAACCUCCAGCAGAAGAUACUAAAAGUGACUGAGCAGCUGAAGAUCGAGCAAACUGUGCGGGAUGACAAUGUGGCUGAGUACCUGAAACUUGUGAACAGUGCGGACAAGCAGCAGGUGGGCCGCAUCAAGCAAGUGUUUGAGAAGAAAAACCAGAAAUCGGCACAUAACAUCGCCCAAAUGCAGAAGAAGCUAGAGCAGUACCACCGCAAGAUGAAGGACAGCGAACUCCAGCACACCCCGUCGCCUCAACCGUCCAGCGGCAAGCACAGCACAAUCCCCAGAGAGUCCCGCCGGGAGCUUUUGAGGGACAUGACAGGGAGCGGUCGUCAUCCGACCAUGGACAAGAUCAAGACCAUUGGCCCCGGCGUUUCCCUAUCGCCUCCUUUCUUCUUCAGCAAACCCAGAGAGUUCGCCAACCUCAUCAGGAACAGGUUUGGCAGCGCUGACAACAUUGCCCAAAUGAAGACCUCAAUGGACGUUUCCCCGCCGCUGCCAGAUGAAACGGCGACAAAGACUCUUAGCAGUAGCACCUCACUGGUGGGAAAACCCAAGUAUCCCAGCGAUGACGAGUGCUCCUUGGAGAGCGCUUCCAAUUCAGCGGACAGUAAUGGACUCACAGCUCAGGGCCAGCAGGUCGGCGGCGAAGCCCAUAGUGGCCUGGCAAUGAGUCUGGAGGAGGCCAGGGUCAUUAAAGAUGCACAAAACCAACUAGAGGAGGACAUGGAGGCGAUCAAGGCCCAGUUCCAAAAGGACUAUGCGGUCAUCAACCAAACACUGCAAGAGGAGCGUUACAGGUAUGCACGCUUGGAGGAUCAAUUGAACGACCUGACGGAACUUCACCAACAUGAGAUGACUGACCUGAAGCAAGAACUUGCCAGUAUUGAGGAGCGGGUGGCCUAUCAGGCCCAAGAGAGAGCCCGGGACAUUCAGGAAGCUCUGGAGUCAUGUCAGACGCGCGUGUCCAAGCUGGAGUUCCAGCAACAGCAGCAGCAGCAGACAGUGCAGCUGGAGAGCGGCGAUGCCCGCGUUCUUCUGGGUCGCAGCAUCAACAUCAUGCUGGCCAUCAUCACCGUCAUCCUCGUGUGCGUCUCCACCGCUGCCAAGUUUGCCGCCCCGCUCAUGAGGAGCCGCCAGCACGUGGUGGCUACGUUCCUGGGCGUCUUUUUCCUCACCGUAUUUUGGAAGAACUGGGAGCGCUUGCAAUACGCCAUAGACAGAAUGCUGGUGCCAGUCUAACAACGAUGUUGACAACAAAUCAGCUGUCAGACAAUUGGUUGUACAAUCGUCUGCAAGUUAGUCUUGUUUUUAGAUUCUGCCUGAAAUUCUUAUUUCUUUGACGUGAAUCAGUCUACCUAACUAUCUCAUUAACCUCAAUCGUUCUUUUUACAGAAUAUUAUACAGUGAACCCCCUUUAAUUGCAGCUGUGACACGUGAACUCUCUAAAUUGUUUUAAAAAAUAGAAUUACUGUAGUUGUUCCCUACAAAUUUAAAUGAUGAAAAAAUAAUUCCAAAUCGUUCCUUAGCGUCUGUGCUGACUCCCGCGCCAUGAAGCAAGGGCAAACUAUCAUAUAACAAUAAUUUUGAAAAAAUACACUCGCGAGGUUAUUCCAAUAGGAGGCCAAAAUGUGAAAAUAUAAGAAGAUGUGUGUAGGUUUACAGGAAAUACUGUGUAAGUUUACAGGAAAUACCGGUAAAUUUAAAUGUUUUAUGUAAAAACUUGAGAAAUCAAUGAAAUAAAAGCACAAUUCAUAUUAAAGUAUCAAAAGCUGGGGAAUAUUGUUUAGCGAAGUGUACUUAAGCAGAAAUGAAUUCUUUGACCAUGAGAGAGCCAAAAAUGCACAAUAUAGUGGUUCACUCUAAUAACCCAAUGCCAACAGAAGGAUAGACUAAAAUAAGUAAGGAAGAAAACUAAAAAAUUUAUGUCACUAAUAAAUAGCCUUGAAGGAAUAUGUAUAAUAUGGCUGCCUUGCAGACUUUAAUGCUAAAACACAAUGCCACCAAGGAGUUGACACUUGUAGUUCCUUUUAUUCACGCUCAUGGGACACACAAGUAUUAAUACAGUGGGGCAAAUAAGUAUAUAGUCAACCACUAAUUGUGCAAAUUCUCCCACUUGAAAAUAUUAGAGAGGCCUGUAAUUGUCAACAUGGGUAAACCUCAACCAUGAGAGACAGAAUGUGGAAAAAAAAACAAAUUCAAAAAAAAGUUCAUCUCAAUUCUUUGUUGUGUACCCUUUGUUGGCAGUAACGGAGGCUAAACGUUUUCUGUAACUCUUCACAAGCUUUUCACACACUGUUGCUGGUAUUUUGGCCCAUUCCUUCAUGCAGAUCUCCUCUAGAGCAGUGGUGUUUUGGGCUGUCGUUGGGCAACACAGACUUUCAACUCCCUCCACAGAUUUUCUAUGGGGUUCAGAUCUGGAGACUGACUAGGUCACUCCAGGACCUUGAAAUGCUUCUUAAGAAGCCACUCCUUUGUUGCCCUGGCUGUAAUGCUUCUUAAGAAGCCACUCCUUUGUUGCCCUGGGUGUAAUGCUUCUUAAGAAGCCACUCCUUUGUUGCCCUGGCUGUGUGUUUGGGAUCAUUGUCAUGCUGAAAGACUCAGCCACGUCUCAUCUUCAAUACCCUUGCUGAUGGAAGGAGAUUUUCACUCAAAAUCUCUCGAUAGAUGGCCCCAUUCAUUCUUUCCUUUACACGGAUCAGUCGUCCUGGUCCCUUUGCAGAAAAACAGCCCCCUUCACAGUGGGUAUGGUGUUCUUCGGAUGCAAUUCAGUAUUCUUUCUCCUCCAAACACGAGAACCUGUCUUUCUACCAAAAAGUUCUAUUUUGGUUUCAUCUGACCAUAACACAUUCUCUGAGUCCUCUUCUGGAUCAUCCAAAUGCUCUCUAGCUAACCGCAGACGGGCCUGGACGUGUACUUUCUUCAGCAGGGGGACACGUCUGGCACUGCAGGAUUUGAGUCCCUGGCGGGGCACUGUGUUACUGAUAGUAGCUUUUGUUACUGUGGUCCCAGCUCUCUGUAGGUCAGGGGUGGGCAAACCGGUCCUCGAGGGCCGCAGUGGGUCCUGGUCUUUGUUCCAACUGACCCAGCACAGAUAGUAUAACCAGUGAGGUUUCAGCAGAAAUGAGAAGCACCUGACUGCAAUCGACUGAUUGCACUUGUAAAACAGCAGAUUGGUGAAAAUGUGUCCUCUUAAUGGGUUGCAACAAAAACCCGCACCCACUGCGGCCCUUUGUGGAAUAGUUUGCCCACCCCUGCUGUACGUCAUUCACUAGGUCUCCCCCGUGUGGUUCUGGGAUUUUUGCUCACCGUUCUUGUUAUCAUUUUGACACCACUGGGUCAGAUCUUGCAUGGAGCCCCAGAUCGAGGGAGAUUAUCUGUGGUCUUGGGUGUCUUCCAUUUUCUAAUAAUUGCUCCCACAGUUGAUCUCUUUACACCAAUUGUUUUACCUAUUGCAGAUUCGGUCUUCCCAGGCUGGUGCAGGUCUACAAUUUUGUCUCUUGUGUCCUUCGACAGCUCUUUGGUCUUGGCCAUAGUGGAAUUUGGAGUGUGACUGACUGAGGUUGUGGACAGGUGUCUUUUAUACCGAUAAUGAUUUAAAACAGGUGCCAUUAAUACAGGUAACAAGUGGAGCCUCGCUAGAAGAAGUUAGACCUCUUUGACAGCCAGAAAUCUUGCUUGUUUGUAGGUGACCAAAUACUUAUUUUCCACUCUAAUUUGGAAAUAAAUUCUUUAAAAAUCAAACAAUGUGAUUUUCUGUUUUUGUUUUUCCACAUUCUGGUUGAGGUUUACCCAUGUUGACAAUUACAGGCCUCUCGAAUCUUUUCAAGUAGGAGAACUUGCACAAUUGAUGGUUGACUAAAUACUUAUUUGCCCCACUGUAGCUCCGACGGAACAGUUGCAUCACUGGAGCUGCCUUUGCAAAGGCAUUACAAAUAACUCGAACUGAUUAAAUAAUAAUGCUAUGGAAUAUUUCUAUUUAUCGAUGAAUUAUAAAUUCAAUGAUUCAUUUACUGGCUUUGCCCGUAACAUGUUUAAAAAUAGGGCAAAGUGUUGAUCGUUGAUUUUCAAAGUAAAAGCAGAUGUUUGCUAACUCUCAUCAGAUCCCUUUCCAAUUAAAUCAUUGGCUCCCUUAGAUGGUGAUAUUGGUACAUUCCAUUCUCACUUGAAAGACUGGCAGUGAUCAAUCACAAAUUGAGCUACAAGAGAGGGCUUACUCUUAAUUUUGGCUGCCAAUGACAACGGUAGACGUCCAAUUCAUUUUGACCGGGAGGGCUGACGGAUCAUUCGCGCAUUGAUUUUUUGGCUUGACAUUCAGAAUCUAGUGUCUUGGUGCUUAACUUGGGUGUAGAAAAAUGGCAAUCUUGUCUGUUUUAGCAAUAAUACCUUUACUAACAACAACAAUGUUCAACUACACAUUCAAGUGAAGCUGAUGAAAUGUCCAGUGAGUGUAUUUUCCUCCUUUGUAAAAGUUGCACAUAUUUAAGGUUCUGGGUUGGAAUCUUAGCUUGUGGUACUGAUAUCUGCGUGGGUUUUCUCCAGGUACUCCCACAUUCCCAAACAAUCGUCCAUAUGUGUGAAUUUGAUAGCCUGUUUGUUCUGUGUGAUUGACUAGCAACCAGUCCAAGAUGAGCGCUGUUUUUUUUUUUUUUUUUUUGGUCUUUUGAACUUUUCAACCUGUUUUUGAUUUUAAGUGCAAUAUACUGCAAGCAAAAUGUUAUGUUAUAUUGGGCCUUGGGAUGAAGGAAAAUAUGAGGUCAAAAUGCAUUUUAGGUUCAUCCUGAGAUUCCAAAGCCUAUACUCUUUCUUUUUAUGAAUAGCACAUUCUUGAUUAGUUUUUUUUUUUUUUUUUGUAAGCUUUCUUAGAAGAGCGUGUGCUGUAUCGUUUGAGUGUUACUACUGGUGGCUAAGGAUGCAUCGGCCCUAAAAUAUUUGUACUUCAAGCUCCUGCUCAGCUCUGAUAAGACCACAUUUUGGCUCUACAGGGUCAGAACAUCGAUCCAGGCAUGCUCAAGUCACCCUCCCUUUUUUCAUUUUCAUCCCCCCUCAAGCAGGCACACUCAGCACAGUGGCUUACUUUCUAUUUUGUACUAAUAUGUGAAUUAUGGGUGAGGGGUUAUACUGUGAUAGUGUUUUUCAGACUCAAAACAUCCAUGACAGAUGAUUCAAGCGCAUUCCACAUUGAGCACUGCAAUGAACAUAAUAUUGUGCAGAGGUGGCAAAUGUUUAGCGUAACAAGUUUGAAAUUGUCCCAAAAAUGAAAAUCAAGUACCAAUAUUGGCAAGUCUUCGUUGUCAGAAUUUGCUUCCCUAAGCAUUUUUUCCAUUGUUUACUUGCCAUUUCUGUCUGUGCUAUAACUCCUGUUUACCUUUUAAUUGUCUUUUCAAAUUCUGGUCUACUGACUGAAUCUAGGUUUUGAGCCACACUUUGUGGUCCCAAUAUUAAGUGCACCUAAAUAACACUCAAAUCAGUUAAGUAAAAUAAAACUGUCACUGUCACAAUAAUGUUACCUGCCAAUCAAAUGUAUGUCCUGCAAAUUUUGUGGCUUCAAUACACUGGUGAACAUAAUCGAAUGGCCCAGAGAGUGGACAAAUAUGGUUUACAUGACCCUUUCACCUGUGGUGCCCUGUGACCAAUCAUUUUUUAUUUUUGUGCAUUUGAUGUGCCUUUGUCUUACAAUGAUUGUUAAAUUAAAAACUUUUUAAUCAGCGUUAUGGUAUAUUUUUUGUAAAUUUUUUAAGUGUAUUGUCACAGCAUUCGAAAAUGUAAGACUUGAAACGCUUACACAAUACUGCUGAAGGGGGGCCUGCAAUGACGUCACCCCUACGGUCAUGGGUCUCCUUAUGUACACUGGAGGGCGCCAUAGAAGCAAAAAUAAAACCCAGGAAUUUCAACACUUCAUUUACAGGUGUGUCGAAACCGUAUGGCUGUAAUGUAUGGAAUCACAGGAGUGCCAAAAUAAAAUAAUAAAAAUAAGGAGAAAUAAAUA